Impatiens glandulifera is the source of this 636-nucleotide messenger RNA. RefSeq names its product early nodulin-75-like. The coding region runs from base 1 to 636 and encodes 211 amino acids. Lineage: Eukaryota; Viridiplantae; Streptophyta; Magnoliopsida; Ericales; Balsaminaceae. The record is from RefSeq and is a predicted model, not a curated record. The transcript has a single exon.
AUGCCAGCUCCGCACCAUUCAUCACCGCCAGUUGAGGGGAAACCACCUGUUGAUGUGAAACCACCUCCCUAUAAAUCGCCUAAGACACCACAUUCAUCGCCUCCACCACCACCCACAGAGAAACCUAUGCCAUCACCACCAAAAGAAGGGAAACCACCAGUUGAUGUGAAACCACCUCCCCAUAAAUCGCCUAAGACACCACAUUCAUCGCCUCCUCCGCCACCCACAGAGAAGCCUAUGCCAUCACCACCGGUUGAUGUGAAACCACCUUCCCAUAAAUCGCCUAAGACACCACAUCCAUCGCCUCCACCGCCACCCACAGAGAAGCCUAUGCCAUCACCACCGGUUGAUGUGAAACCACCUUCCCAUAAAUCGCCUAAGACACCACAUUCAUCGCCUCCUCCGCCACGCACAGAGAAGCCUAUGCCAUCACCACCGGUUGAUGUGAAACCACCUUCCCAUAAAUCGCCUAAGACACCACAUCCAUCGCCUCCACCGCCACCCACAGAGAAGCCUAUGCCAUCACCACCGGUUGAUGUGAAACCACAUUCCCAUAAAUCGCCUAAGACACCACAUCCAUCGCCUCCACCGCCACUUACAGAGAAGCCUAGGCCAUCACCACCAUCUAUUUACUAA